Molecule: messenger RNA, 2118 nt
Organism: Closterium sp. NIES-65
Lineage: Eukaryota; Viridiplantae; Streptophyta; Zygnematophyceae; Desmidiales; Closteriaceae
Source: the annotation of a GenBank genome assembly
AUGCGCGCUCGCUUCGAGAACCUGGUGCUCAACGCCCAGGACUCGAUUAUCAAGGCCAUUGAGGAAGUCGACGGAAAGAAGUUUCGCAAGGACGCAUGGAUGAGGCCUGGUGGUGGUGGCGGGAUUAGCGGCGUUCUUCAGAAUGGCAAUGUGUGGGAGAAGGCGGGUGUCAAUGUGUCUGUCGUUUACGGCACUAUGCCCCGUGAGGCUUACCGUGCUGCCACGGGCGAGUCUGCUCCGUCUGAUGCCAGCUCCACUGGCGACGGACGAAUUCCUUUCUUUGCCUGCGGGAUAAGCUCUGUCAUGCAUCCAUGGAAUCCGUUCGCUCCUACUAUGCACUUCAACUAUCGUUAUUUCGAAACUGACGCGCCUGCUGGAGCGAAGGAUGCCCCCCGGGCGUGGUGGUUUGGUGGUGGAACGGAUAUCACUCCCUCGUAUCUCUUUGAGGAGGAUAUGAAGCAUUUCCAUGGGCUGCAAAAGGAGGCAUGCGAUAAAAUUGACACUUCCUUUUAUCCGCAAUUUAAGAAGGCCUGCGAUGAGUACUUCCUGAUUAAGCACCGUGGUGAACGACGAGGAUGUGGAGGGAUUUUCUACGAUGACAUGAACCAGCAUGACCCAGAUGUGCUCUUCAACCUUGCGAAAGAGUGCUCCGCUGCAGUGGUGCCUGCAUACGUCCCACUGGUGGUCAAGCGCAAAGAUACUCCUUACACGGAGGAGCAGAAGCAGUGGCAGCAGCUUCGCCGUGGCCGUUAUGUUGAGUUUAAUCUGGUCUAUGACCGUGGCACAACGUUUGGCCUUAAGACGGGAGGUCGCAUUGAGAGCAUCCUAAUGAGCUUGCCCCUUACGGCUCGAUGGGAGUACAACCAGGAGCCUGCUGCUGGCACUCCAGAGGCGGAGCUUUUGGAUGCUUGCAGGAACCCGCGGCACGCGCCUGCGGCGUCGCCUCGGCCGCCGGGUGGAGGCAGCGAGGCGUUGAUGCCGACGGCGGGGGAGGGCGAGGAGAUGGUGACGCUGCUGGAGGACGGCCGCCAGGAGGCGGACGAGGAGCGCGGCCGCGUUUCCACGCAGCGUCACUCCGGCGGCAAGGAGCGCGCGGAGAAGCACGAGAAGCGGCGGAGCCGCGGUGGCGGGGCGCACGGCGGGUGCUCGCAGGAUGGGUGGAACGUGCGGGAGAACUUCUGGUGGCUGUGGGGGGGCUCGCCGCACGCGGGGCUGCUGUGCAUGCUCACGUCCGCGCUGCUCUUCAGCUUCAUGGGCCUGCUCGUCAAACUCCUCUCAGUGCACGCGAUCCCGUCAUUUGAGACGGUGUUUGUGCGGUGCGCUGUGAUAGCGGCACUCUCCGCCCUGUGCCUGCACCGCAUUGGCCACCCGCUGCUCGGCGCGCCCACGCUUCGCCUGCUGCUGCUCGCACGUGCUGUGCUUGGCUUCAUCGCCCUCUCUGCUUUCUUCUACAGCAUCCAGGUGUUGCCGCUGAGGGACGCCACGCUGAUCAGCUUCACGCUGCCAGUGUUCACGGCCAUCAUCGCCAGUGUCUUCCUCGACGAGAAGUUCACCUCCAGAGAAAUCGCAGGCUCUGCGUGCUGUCUUCUGGGCGUGCUCAUGGUUACCCAGCCCCCCAUUGUGUUUGGAGGCCCACUGACACAGCAGGACGACCCAUCGCAGCGCCAUGAGAGUCUGGUGGGGGUGCUGGUGGCGCUGCUGGCAGCGCUGGUGGGGGCCGUGGCUCUGUGCCUCGUGCGCAGCAUCGGCAAGGCAGGGGAGCAACCACUGGCGGUUGUCUUCGUCUUUGCAGCCUUCUCCUGCCCAGCGUCCUUCAUUUGUCUCCUUCUUUUCCAGGGGUUUGUGAUGCCAUCAGCAUCGGAGCUGGUGGGCAUGCUGCUUGUGGGUGUCACCGCCUUCGCCGCUCAGGUACUACUCACACGUGGGCUGCAGCUGGAGAAGGCAGGCAGGGCGUCAGCAAUGCAGUAUAUCAAGGUGGUGGGCACAUUCUUCCUGGGGCUGCUCUUCCUGUCGGAGCGCCUCUCCCUCAAGAGUGCAGCGGGCACCGUGCUCAUCUGUGCCGCCACCGCAUUCAUCGCUGUGGGCGACCGGGAUGGCAGGGCUGACGAACGCGCUUGA